Messenger RNA from Betta splendens (Siamese fighting fish), 4248 nucleotides. RefSeq lists its product as uncharacterized. Gene Ontology annotation, molecular function: transmembrane transporter activity. Gene Ontology annotation, cellular component: membrane. The transcript has 19 exons. NCBI's taxonomy places the organism in Eukaryota, Metazoa, Chordata, Actinopteri, Anabantiformes, Osphronemidae. The record is from RefSeq and is a predicted model, not a curated record. Gene Ontology annotation, biological process: transmembrane transport. Bases 121 to 3417 code for a protein of 1098 amino acids.
UGGUUGUUGUGUGAACCAUUUCUAUGUACACUGGUAAUAUUUAGCAUAUCAGCGGUUACGUAAACAGCCCAAUGCAUAAAUUUGUGCACAUAUUGAAGUUCUCAUUCCAUUUGAUGAGGCAUGUGGACGGCUGUAAUGAUUAACAGCGCUGGUGAAUGUGUCUUAUUUAGACGUUCCUCGCAUCCCUUUCAACAUUCAGGAGCCCGUCGACUCUGGAAGAGGAGCAAAAUGAAGUUUGACAACAUACUGUCAGAAAUAAAUGGAUUCGGAAAGUUCCAGGUCAGGCUGGUGCUGCUGCAGCUGCUCUCUCGGCUCUCGAUGCCGUGCCACUUCCUGCUGAACAACUUCAUGGCGGCCGUUCCCUCGCACCACUGUGACCUCAGCGCUCUGGACGAUGGGGACGUCUUCGCCAAUCUGACCCGCGACCAGCAACUGGCCGUCGGCGUGCCGGCUGGCGAGGACGGCGUCCUGAGCUCUUGCCAGAUGUUCCAUGAGCCCCAGUACCAACAUCUGUCGGGCGCCAACGGCACGAACCACACAUUCGUGGUCGAGUGUCAGAACGGGUGGGUGUACGACAACAGCACCUUCAGAUCCACCGUGGUCACAGAGUGGGAUCUGGUGUGCAGCAGGAAGGGGAUGAGCAAGGCCACAGCCACCGUUUUCUUCAUUGGAGUUAUGUUUGGAGCUCCGUUAUUCGGCUUUCUCAGUGACAGGUACGGACGGCGCCCUCUGCUGCUGGUGUCCUACAUCACAACCAUGGUGUUUGCAGUGAUCAGCGCCUUCUCCACGUCCUACGUGAUGUUUGCCAUCCUCAGGUUCUUCACAGGGCUGUCACUCGCAGGACUGAGCAUCAUCUCCAUCGUUCUCAAUGUCGAGUGGUUCGGCGUUGAAUAUCGGACGUUCUCCGGUAUAAUCAUAGGCCUGGACUGGACUCUGGGGAACUUGCUGCUGGUCGGCAUUGCCUACUGUGUAAAUGAGUGGAGGAUGCUCAUUCUGGCGGCGUCCUCGCCCCUCAUACUGGCCAUACUUUGCUGGAAGUGGCUUCCAGAGUCGGCGAGGUGGCUCCUGGCCAAUGGGAAGGCAGACGCCGCUCAUCAUUACAUAAAGAUGUGUGCAGAGAUGAACAACAGGAGCAAGUUUAUGGACGGCAUCACACCAAAGGCGUUACUGGACUCUGCAGAAGAGGAAACCAAAGAUAAGAAGUACACCUGCCUAGAUCUAUUCAAGACCUCAAAUAUCAGGAGACUUGCUAUAUGCUCAGGUGUAGUGUGGUAUGGAGUUGCAUUUACUUAUUAUGGGAUCAGUCUUAACAUUAGUGGGUUUGGAGUGAAUCCGUACCUCACUCAGUUUAUUUUUGGAUCCAUUGAAAUUCCCAUGAAGAUUGGGACCUACUUCUUCGUAGAGAAGGUUGGCCGGAGGCCUGGCGAAGUGUUGACCUUGCUGUUGACCGGACUCUGUCUCUUCAUCAACAUGUUUGUUGCACAAGACCAGUGGGUGACUCGCACCAUCGUGGCCGUCCUGGGAAAAGCCAUGUCAGAAGCCGCCUUCACCAUCAUGUAUCUGUACACAACUGAACUCUAUCCUACGGUCGUACGGCAGAAUGGCCUCGGCUACACGGCGUUCAUGGCCCGGCUGGGCGUGUCCAUAUCCCCCCUCGUCCUGCUGCUGGAGGACGCCUGGCGUCUCCUCCCUGCAGCCACUUAUUGCGCGGUGGCGGUCGGGUCGGGGGUCGUGGCCUCGCUGCUGCCGGAAACGCUCAACACCUGUCUGCCAGAGUUCAUCGAAGACAUCGAGAAGCGAAGCGCCUUCCCCGACAUGAAGUUCGAGAACGUGCUGGCGGAGGUGAACGGCUUCGGGAGGUUCCAGCUGAGAGCGGUGCUGUUGGUGGUCGUCGCCCGCGUCACGCUGCCGUUCCACUUCCUGCUCAAUAACUUCAUCGCGUUCAUCCCCGCGCACCACUGCGACCUCCACUCCCUGGACGACGGGGGCGCUUUUAGCAACUUAUCGGCGGCGGAGAGGCUGGCGGUCGGCGUUCCACGCCGGCAGGACGGGGCGCCGGACUCCUGCAGGAUGUUCACAGAACCCCGGUACCGUCUGCUGGUCAACGCCUCCAACGCCACGGGCCUGGGCUCGGUGCCGUGCCAGGGCGGCUGGGUGUACGACGGCUCCGUGGUCAGGUCCAGUCUGGCCACAGAGUGGGAUCUGGUCUGUGAUAAGAAAAACAUGAACCGAGCCGUCGCCAGCAUCUUCUUCACUGGGGUCAUGCUGGGAGCUGCCGUGUUCGGCUACCUCAGCGACAGGUUCGGCCGGAAAACGACGCUGCUCGUCUGCUACGUCACCACCGCCCUGUUCGGGUUCGCCAGCGCUCUCUCGCCCUCGCUUACCGUGUUCACCGUCAUGAGGUUCUUCACUGGGAUGGGCCUUUCCGGAAUAAGCAUAAUCACAUACACCCUUUGCAUCGAAUGGGUGGACAUCAAGCGGCGGACGGCUCUGAGCAUCUUCAUGAGCAUGGACUGGAGUCUGGGCGUGUGCCUGCUGCCCGUGGCCGCCUACUUCGUCAACGACUGGAGGUCUCUGACCGCCGUGGUCACCGCCCCGCUGCUGCCGGCAAUCAUCGCCUGGUGGUGGCUGCCCGAGUCGGCCAGGUGGUUGCUAAGCAACGGGAGGCUCGGCAGGGCUCACUUUCACCUGAAUGAAUGUGCGGUGGUCAACGGGCGACAGCAGUCCAUGGCCGACCUCAAGCCCGAGAUUCUCUCUAAAAUCACGCUCAUUGAAAAUGAAAACAGGAAAUAUUCCUACUUGGACCUCGUGAGGACUCCGAGGAUGAGGACGCUGGCCCUGCGCUGCGGCAUCGUGUGGUUCGGAGUGGCCUGCGCUUAUUACGGCAUCAGUCUGAGCAUCGACGGCUUCGGCGUGAGCCUGCACCUCACGCAGUUCAUCUACGGCGUGACUGAGCUCCCGGCAAAGCUGCUGGUCUUCCUCGCCCUGGAACGACUGGGUCGGAGGCUGAGUCAGAGCGGGAGCCUUUUUCUGACGGGACUCUGUGUUUUCUGCAACAUGUUCAUCCCUCAAGAAAUGGGGCUGUGUCGAACCAUCAUUGGAGGCCUGGGAAAGAUGUUUUCAGAGGCAUCCUUCACUACGGUGUAUCUGUACACAUUGGAGCUGUACCCCACAGUAAUGAGGCAGAAUGGACUGGGCUACUGCUCCUUUCUAGCGCGCAUUGGCGUCUCCAUUUGCCCCCUGAUCAUGCUGCUGGAGGACGUCUGGGAGGCGCUGCCCGGCCUGCUCUUCUCUCUGUUCACACUCCUUUCAGGGUUCUCCGCUUCCCUCCUCCCCGAGACCCGGAAUAUUCGCCUGCCCGAGACCAUUGAGGAAGUGGAGCAGACGAGGAGACGAUCGAUCUCCACGUCGGAUUGAUCAUCGCUGCACUCUCAGUCUGACGCUCUGAAGAAAAGCAAACAUUUAUUGUAGCUGCUUAACUUGUCUCAUUGCUUCAAUUACGUGAGCAAUAAUGUGAACGCUGGUGUUUAUGACUGUUUUUACUGCUGUGGACAACUUAGUAGUGAGUUUACGGGUUUUCCGCUGCAAAUAGUGAGAAGCAGUUAGGACUAAAACAAGAAGCUGAGGCGCUUGUUUGGUUGAGGCUGUCACGAUUCAGCAUCAGGUUCCUGUUUUGUCUAGUUUCCUGUUUUAUUUUGUCAACUUCCAGUUUAGUUCCUGUGUCUUGUUCUGCAUAGCUUUACUUACUUACUUACUUACUUUAUUUACUGGCAGUCAUGUGAUGUUCUCAGCUGUUUCCCAUUACUCAUCACGUCUGGUACUUACUGUAAGCAUCCUCUCUUACCAUACUGUUGCCAGAUUGUUGGCUGAUGGUCAUCGUUCAUGGUCCCGUUCAUGGACUCUGCCUUUCCUGUCGCCUUUGGAUCCUGUUGCUGUGCUUUCGACCUCUGCCUGAUCCUGACUGCUAGUUGUUAGUGAUGGCCAAAUGAAGCUUUUCUGAAGCACUGAAGCUUGUAUUGAAAAAGGGUUCAUUACUCGAAGCUUUUCAACACAGUGUCUUUAGUGACAUCUGGUGGCCAACAAAAUGAAUUGCAGCUUGAAGUAAUUGUAAUGAACCCGCUGCAUUAUGGUUUCAAACUCAAGUUGACGCCUUCUUAUUAAUACCAUUUGACAUUUUCGUUUGAUGGCAUUGUGAUGCUUUGAGCAAAAUACACUUAUCUGAUUGUAAUUAAAUAAACUUUCCUUGUG